This is a messenger RNA of Cololabis saira (Pacific saury), 981 nucleotides long. RefSeq names its product 2-oxoglutarate receptor 1-like. Gene Ontology annotation, molecular function: G protein-coupled receptor activity. NCBI's taxonomy places the organism in Eukaryota, Metazoa, Chordata, Actinopteri, Beloniformes, Belonidae. The transcript has a single exon. Gene Ontology annotation, biological process: G protein-coupled receptor signaling pathway. The record is from RefSeq and is a predicted model, not a curated record. Gene Ontology annotation, cellular component: plasma membrane. Bases 1 to 981 code for a protein of 326 amino acids.
AUGGAUAACAGCAGUGAAGAGUGCAAGGUGGACUGCCUGAUGAAACUUUACUACCUCCCUGUUUCGUACAGUCUCAUCUUUAUAGUUGGCCUGGUAGGAAACGUAACCUCCAUCAGCAUCUACCUGACAAAGCUACGUCCCUGGAAGAGUAGCAGCAUCAUCAUGAUCAACUUGGCAGUGACCGAUCUCCUCUACGUCCUCACCUUGCCCUUCCUGGUCUACUACUACAGCAACAAGGAUUCGUGGAGGCUUGGUGACGUCAUGUGCCGCUUUGUGCGCUUUGGCUUUCAUUUUCACCUUUAUGGGAGUAUUCUCUUUCUGACCUGCGCUGCAGUUUUUCGUUUCGUGGUAGUGAUCCAGCCACUGAGGGCAGCACAGAUACAGAAAAGGCUUUGGGGCAUCAUUGCAUGUUCAACUGUUUGGAUCAUCGCUGCCGUUGAAGUUGCACCAAUGCUUUCCAUUAUAUCUAUACACAAUACAACCAACAAGAUGUACUGCUUGGACUUUGCCAACACCAUAGCAGUCAAUGAUGUGCGGACGUACGGCUGGUUGCUGACUGCCUUUGGGUUUGCAUUACCCUUAGUGGUGGUGUUCAUUUGCUACGUUGGUAUAGUGAAACAGCUGGCAAAAGGACUAAACUCAUCCAGUCGCUGCCGGAUGCGAGCGCGACGGGUGACCGUGCUCAUCCUGGUGGUUUUUGUCAUGUGUUUCUUGCCGUAUCACAUUUUGCGGGUGUUGUGGAUAGAAACUCAGAGCGCUACAGGUAAGCAGCAGAACAUUGUGCAGGCCGCAUAUAUCAUAUCUAGGCCUUUGGCUGGAAUCAACACGUUCUUUAACCUGGCUUUAUACACUCUGUCGGGUAAUAAAUUCAGGAGGGCGUUGCUGGACACCUUUAAUUGGGGCCGCCGUCUGAAGAAAACGAGGUCAGUGCUCCAACUGGCCGUCAUCGCGAAGGCAGGCAGUGACAUGCCUGCUGCAUGA